Molecule: messenger RNA, 1203 nt
Organism: Meloidogyne enterolobii
Lineage: Eukaryota; Metazoa; Nematoda; Chromadorea; Rhabditida; Meloidogynidae
Source: the annotation of a GenBank genome assembly
AUGCUAAAAAUCGCAGUAUUUCGCUUCUGUAUAAAAUUACGAUACUAUAAAAGACUAACCUUCUUUAAUUUCCAGCAAUUUGCUAAUCUCAUUCAUACUUUUUGUUGCCUUUUCACUAUUCUGAUGGAGGAGGCUUCUAAUAUCCAUAACAACUAUAAGGAUCCUAGGGGAGUUGGUGUAACGCUACGUGUCAAAGACAAAAAACUUCAUACAAGAGAUGGCAACUUUUCUUUUGUUUACCGGGCAAAUAUUUCUCAAAUCUUCGAGGACGGUUCUGAACAACAGCCUUCUCAAUUGGUCGCUCUAAAACAGACAAUUGUUCCAAGAGUUAGGGAUUUUCGGGAACUACACAUACUUCGUUGCUUGUCUGUUCGUCAUCCUCAUCCAAAUAUUGUAAAACUAAUGUACUAUCGACGACGCAAGUACUCGUCAGAUCAAGCUUAUAGUUUAGUCUUCGAAUUUGUACCUGCAACAUUAGCUCAGCUUAGAACAGAAUAUCAUAAAAAUAAAAAUGUGCUCGACAUAAAGCUUUGUAUAUGGCAGUUAUUCGCGGGAUUGGAUCAUCUUAGGAAGUUGCACAUCAUCCAUCGGGAUAUUAAGCCAGCCAACUUGUUAGUCAAUUCAACAACUGGACGACUUACAAUUGCCGAUUUUGGCUCAGCUAUCUAUUUGGCUCCUUAUACCGAUCGAUUCCAAGGAACAUAUGCAGUUACACGCUUCUACCGUCCUCCAGAAUUUAUUUUGGGAGCUGCACGCUACAACUGUAUGUCAGAUAUUUGGUCGGGCGGUUGCAUCUUUGCUGAACUCUAUUUGGGGGAAGCACUAUUCCAAGGCAAUGACGCAUUUUGGCAAUUGCAGCUCAUCUACACUAAACUUGGCACCCCUUCGAUUGAUGACUUGAAAGAUAUGCACGUUCGUGAAUGCGAUUUUAUACCUGCUGUUGUAUCUCAGGCAGUUUACCCGUUUCGAGAGCUAUUUUUGAUAUUUGAAAAGCUUAAAUAUCCUGCAGACAAAAAUCCAGCAUCAUUAAUUGUGAAAAUACUUGAUUUAAAUCCAAAAAAGCGUCUGAAUGGCCGUCGUUUGUUGUUCGACGAAUUCUUUGAUGAACUUUUCCAACCAGGCAAGAAACGUAAAGGCGGGGGACUUGUAACGGAUGCUAUUAGUUUGGAAGAACAAAAACUUGUUUUCGGCACAGAAGUAUAG